UUAAUUACAAAAAUAAUAGCCUUCCUGUAGGAAGCAACAAUUUAAUUAUUAUCUACUAUUGAAUGAUUAACAAAUAUGUCUGGAAAAGGAAAGCAGAGUUCUAAGAAAGCUGUCAUUAAGAUACGUGAAUCUGGAAAGACUACACAAUCUUCCAUAAUAAAUUCUGAUGCAAACUCAGAAGUACAGGAACCAACAACUUCUCAAUUUUUUCCAAAGACAAUUGAUAACAAUCGACAUCUGCCAAGAUACACUAAUAUCUUAAAGCGUGCAGCAGAAGAAGGUGUUGCAAUGGAUGAUCUUGAUACACUACAACUAGAGCUUGAGACACUCUUGUCAGCAGUUGUUGUACGGCAUCGUACACUUCAAGAUGAGAUUACCAGCUUAUUUUCAGCAGAAGAACGUAAAGACAGAAGAUCAAAGAGUAGUAAAAGCCUUUCUGUACUUGAUAAGAAGAUACGUGAGGAAAAAUUUAAACCGAAAGAGAUUAACACCAAAAGUCAAUCACCUUUACAUACAAAACUGUUCAAGCAAAAGACAGUAGGAAGUUCAACCAAUCAGGUAUUGCCGACAUUACACGAAAUAUCAAGAAUUGAAGGAUCUAAAUCUGAUGUACCAAAACUGCUCUUACCGAAAAAUGAUACACCCAAUAAGUUUUGGGCUUCAGUAGAUUCCUAUUGCAAUGAUAUUAUGCCUGAUGAUAUUAAAUUAUUAGAAGAAUUGAUUAUUACGCAUGGGGAUAUAAAUGAAUUCAAAAAGAUUCCUUCUUUAGGCCGUCAUUAUAGCUUAAUGUGGGCACAUAACGAUUUAUUGCAAGAAGAAGAUGCAGCCAACUCAAACCGAGAGAAAAAGAAGAAUCGCACAGAUAUGCCACACUUGAUAUCCAAAAGUGAUAAAAAGACUAAUAGUAUUGCAGGACCUCUUACUCAGAGACUGGUUUCUGCACUUUUGGAAGAGAAUGUAUAUGUCGCAAAUAAUAACAUGGAAAACAAACUAUUCCGAGAUGGAGAUCCUCCUGUCUUGAGAGAUCUAACUAUCCAGAAUUCUAUGAAUUUGGAGUUACGAAUGCAUAAAGAAUUGGUCGAGCAAGGUAUCUUGGAACCCGAUGUACAAAAAAAAAAUCAAGAGGAUGAUGAGAUUCUUGCAGAAAUUAAAAGAUGUCAACAAGAAUUAUUUGUAUUAUCUAAUCAUAAUGUUACGCAGCUGAAGAGAUUAUUAAAUCUGGCCCAGGAAGAGAGUAAGAGACAAACAUUGAAACGGAAAAUUAACGUUGCGGAUAAUGACGUGAUAGAACAUUAUAAGAAAUUGACCUUGGCGAAACAGAGAAAAGUACCAUUGACAAGAAAGGAUCAUGAGAAAGCAUGGGCAUGUCUUCGAGAAAGGGAAAAUCUUUUAGAACAAUUAAAUAUUACUAAAUAG
This is a messenger RNA of Cyphomyrmex costatus, 1416 nucleotides long. It is a transcript of the gene Ada3, whose product is annotated as transcriptional adaptor 3. Lineage: Eukaryota; Metazoa; Arthropoda; Insecta; Hymenoptera; Formicidae. The coding region runs from base 76 to 1416 and encodes 446 amino acids. The transcript has a single exon. The record is from RefSeq and is a predicted model, not a curated record. Gene Ontology annotation, cellular component: SAGA complex. Gene Ontology annotation, biological process: regulation of transcription by RNA polymerase II. Gene Ontology annotation, molecular function: transcription coactivator activity.